UUCCCCUGUGAUCCCUCUCUUAAGGCCUAAACAGCAGCUGGAGAGAUUAGAAAGGAGAGGACAGCGACACACACACAGACUCUCACACACUGGCCAGGAUAGAUCUGGUUCAGACUGGAGUGGGCUCUCAUCAGAAGCACCAUUUGACUGGAUCUAGUACGACCAAACACCUUUACUCAACAAGGAUCGUCUUGCCUGAUGAACCUUUAUCUCCAGCAACCUCACAGUGGACCCUGUCUUCGGUUGGAACCUCUAUCCCAACACAGCGUCUUCAUUUAGGGGUCCAGAUUGAAUCACAUGCAACUCAAAAACUAACCAAUCUGUACUUAUCACGCUUUGGCCAUGAGCUGUUUCGGGUACCGUCGAGAGUUGAGCAAGUACGAAGAUGUCGACGAGGAUGAACUUUUGGCUUCCCUCAGUCCUGAAGAGCUGGCUGAGUUGGAAAAAGAGCUGGUGGACAUUGAUCCUGACGCCAACGUGCCCAUAGGACUCAGACAAAGAGACCAGACGGACAAGACCCCGACGGGCACCUUUAGCAGAGAGGCCCUCAUGAAGUACUGGGAAAAUGAGACACGUAGACUGCUGGAGGACGAGAUAUGUGGAGGAAGUCCCAAACCGGAUGAAGAACGAGACGAGGAGUGUGUGACAGAAGAAAACAGCGGAGCAGAGGAUGAAAAAGAUGUUGAAAAUGAGAAAGAGCAGACACAAGAAAAACAAAAGGAGGAAGAAGAAGAGGAAGAAGAGGAAGAGGAGGAGGAAGAAGAAGAAGAAGAGGAGGAAGAAGCUGUAACAGAGGAGGAGGAAGAUGAGGAGGAGGAGGAAGAGGAGGAGGAGGAGGAUAAUAAAUUAAAACCUGAACCCUCAAAGGAUUCUGGGGUGCUGACGUCACAGGGCGAUGCCCCAAUGCUAUUGAAGCCGCAAAGGGUGGAGCCUAUGAGGCUGACUCCUCCACCUCCACCUGUGGACCCAAACACGACUGGGAACCCUACUGUUGUCGAUGAUGCUCUCCAACGAGUUCUGAGCAACGACUCUGAACUCACAGAAGUUAACCUCAACAACAUUGACGACAUCUCGCAGGAAACCCUCAUCCGAUUUACUGAAGCAUUGCGGUGUAACACACACGUGCGAGUCUUUAGCCUCGCAAACACCCGAGCCGAUGACCCUGUGGCCCUGGCCAUUGCUAAGAUGCUGAGGGAGAACUCGUCCAUCGUCAGCCUGAAUAUAGAGUCCAACUAUGUGACCGGGAAGGGUGUCAUGGCACUGGUUCAAGCACUUCCAGGAAACAACACCCUGACUGAGCUUCGGUUCCACAAUCAGAGACACAUGUGUGGAGGACAGGUAGAGAUGGAGAUGGUAAAGAUUCUGAGGGAAAACUACACGUUGAUCAAGCUGGGCUACCAGUUCAAUCUACCUGGUCCCAGGAUGAGCAUGACGGGGAUCCUCACCAGGAACCAGGACCGCCAGAGACAGAAACGGCUGCAGGAGCAGAGACAGCAGCAGCAGCAACAGGGGGCGCCGGAGGGAGCUGUUAACCCCAGAACCACUGUACUGAAAGGAACUCCUCGUUCAUCACCUUACAGCUCACCUUGGUCCUCACCCAAACUCCCCCGGAGCGACCUGGCUAAAAAACAGACUCCUCCUGCUCCACCUCCGCCACCCCCUCCGCCGCCUCCUCCUCCCCCACCUCCCCCGCCACCGCCUCCCCCGCAGCGGGAGAAAAAGCCCACCAGGAUGAUUGCGGAGGUCAUCAAGGCGCACGAGGCGGGCAGCAGGAAGGCCACAAAGGUGACAAAAGGUAAGAAGAGCAAGAAGGCGAAGUCGAAAGAGACGGGGAACGACGAGACGAGCGGCAUCCUGAAGGAGCUCAAGAACGCGCUGAGGCCCGUGUCCGUGGAGAAGAGAGGGGAGGAGGGCAGCAGGCCGUCCACGCCAAUGAGGUCAGCCCACGACCAGCUGAUGGAGUCCAUCCGCAGCAGCAGCACGCGCAGCCUGAGACGGGUGCCAGUCCCACAUCAUCUACGGUAAUAGACAAAAAAUAAACAAAUAAGAAUAGGUCAGUUGGUUGCCAAGAAAAUUUGGGAGUCUGCAUCAUGAUGACGAUGGAGUGACCAACAGUGAUGAAAGCACGAGAUGAAAACGUGUUGGGAAUCCGGAGGAGGAAAAAAAAACUGAAUUCUUACUCAUGAAAAAGGAAAUUUACUGGAAAUUUGCACUGCAGUUUAAGCUUUACAUUUUACUAAUGCUUAAGUUUUUUUUUUAAGUAUUUACGCAUAAUUGAUAAAAUGAUAUUUGUAUUUCACUUUUCAGAUAAGUUAACUGUUCACACAUAAGUUUUCAAAUGUUUCUGUUUUCUUGUAAAAUUGUAAAUAUGAUCUGUUGUUGGUUGAAUUAUGUGCUGAUCUCUAAAUAUAGUCAUUUGGUGUUUA
Molecule: messenger RNA, 2426 nt
Organism: Larimichthys crocea (large yellow croaker)
Lineage: Eukaryota; Metazoa; Chordata; Actinopteri; Sciaenidae
Gene: lmod2b
Product: leiomodin 2 (cardiac) b
Exons: 6
Coding region: 343-2025 (560 amino acids)
Biological process (GO): myofibril assembly; pointed-end actin filament capping; actin filament organization
Cellular component (GO): striated muscle thin filament; myofibril; cytoskeleton
Molecular function (GO): tropomyosin binding
Source: RefSeq, a predicted model, not a curated record